AUUACUUUUAUGUCUAGUUUAGUAAUUGUACCGGUUCCAGAAUUUUCUAAACAUCGUACUGUGUUUGAGGCGGAGAAUACUCCAACAGUUCCCAAAUUGAAACCCUAGCAUCCUCCAUUGCCGCCAUCUUUCACCACGCAGCUUUUGUUAUAGCAAAAGAUUGAUCUUCUCUUCUUCGUCUUUACCCACACGUCAAGUCACUUCUUUUUAAACUCAAUUUUCGGUCCCCUCCCCUAGCUCUAUAUUUUCUCAUUCGCAGAGAAGAAAAAUCGAAGCGUGUGGAUUAGAAAGGGGUUCAUUUUGCUGAUUCUCUAGCUAUGGCCGCUAAGAUUCUUGCAAACUUGAUUGUAAUGGGUGGAGGAAUCUUGGCAAGAGCAGUUGUUCAGGCAUAUCGUCAAGCGCUUACUAAUGCCUCAAAAAAUGGUGUUGCACAAGAGACAAUUCAAAAUACUAUGCGCAGAGCUAGCAAGGUGAUGACAGAGCAAGAGGCUAGGCAGAUUCUUGGUGUUACCGAGGAAACUCCCUGGGAGGAGAUUAUCAAGAAAUAUGACAAUUUGUUUGAGAAUAAUGCCAAAAAUGGGAGUUUCUACCUCCAGUCCAAAGUUCAUCGGGCCAAGGAAUGUCUAGAGGCAGUUCAACAAGGCAAGAGCCAGGGUACCCCUAGUUGAGAACUUGCAUUUUCACCAUUUUAUAACCCUUGUGUAAUCAUUUUUGCCUCCAAGUUGUUGUAUACUAUUUGCAUAAUCAGAAGUUUCUGAACUAAAUUUUAUUAUUAUCAAAAUUGUAAAUGAUUAGUUUGGGAUUGACUGCCAAUAAAGGCUACUAUAAAAUGAAGUUACAUUAUUAUUUUUAACA
Molecule: messenger RNA, 855 nt
Organism: Glycine soja
Lineage: Eukaryota; Viridiplantae; Streptophyta; Magnoliopsida; Fabales; Fabaceae
Product: mitochondrial import inner membrane translocase subunit PAM16 like 2-like
Exons: 4
Coding region: 318-668 (116 amino acids)
Biological process (GO): protein import into mitochondrial matrix
Cellular component (GO): TIM23 mitochondrial import inner membrane translocase complex
Source: RefSeq, a predicted model, not a curated record